Messenger RNA from Drosophila ficusphila, 632 nucleotides. It is a transcript of the gene atilla, whose product is annotated as lymphocyte antigen 6 complex locus protein G6d. Gene Ontology annotation, biological process: sleep; positive regulation of voltage-gated potassium channel activity; regulation of synaptic transmission, cholinergic. NCBI's taxonomy places the organism in Eukaryota, Metazoa, Arthropoda, Insecta, Diptera, Drosophilidae. The coding region runs from base 93 to 524 and encodes 143 amino acids. The record is from RefSeq and is a predicted model, not a curated record. The transcript is spliced from 3 exons.
CGUCUGCCAAACAGAUCAAACCAAAAGAUUGUUAGAAGAGUUUAAAAUAAAAAUUAAUACAAAAAACUCAAUAUAUUCAUAUAAUUUUAAAAAUGCUGAAACAAGUGAUUGGAGUUCUUUUUAUUGCCUUGUGCCUGAUGCACAGUGCCUCGGCCAUCAAGUGCUAUCAGUGCAAAUCCCUGACGGAUCCCAACUGCGCCAAGGAUAAGAUCGAUGCCGCAUCCAACAUCCGGUCCGUGGAUUGCGACACUGUGCCCAAACCCAACACGAUGGAGCAACUGCAGCCAGUGACCAGGUGCAACAAGGUGGUCACCAGCGACCGUGCUGGAACAAUUGUAUCUCGGGAUUGCCACUUCGAGUCCAUCGGUCAGAAGGAAAACGAGUGCACAGUGACCCACAGUCGCCAGGUGGAGAGCUGUUUUACCUGCAAAGGUGACUUGUGCAACGCCUCCGGAGCGGGACGCUUCUUGGCUAUCAGCGCAACUGCUCUCCUGGCGAUCUUCGCCGUUCACAUGAGCUUGUGAGGGAUUUAAAGCCGAUCCAGAAGUUCAUAAUAUAAAUGUUGAUAACAUACCUGUACAAACAAAAAGUAAAUUUUAAAUAAAAGUCUUUGAUAAAACAAAAAAAGUAAA